AUGUCAGCAGCCCCACCAGCCCCUAAACUCACCCUUGGUGAUAUCAACCCAUUGACCCUCCAGGCCAAGUACGCCGUUCGUGGGAAAGUUCCAACCCGUGCCGAAGAGCUCAAGAAGCAACUUGCUGCUGAUCCAACUUCGGUGCCUUUCAAAGCCAUCAUCAAUGCCAAUAUCGGGAACCCUCAACAAUUGGACCAGAAACCCCUUAGUUUCUACCGUCGUGUGACUUCCCUUAUCCAAAACCCUGAUCUUCUUGACAUUGAAGCGGUGGUCGCGGCUUAUCCUCCAGAUACUGUGGCCCGUGCCCGUAAAUUCUUGGCUAGUGCCAAAUCGGUUGGCGCUUAUUCCAACUCCCAAGGGGUGGAAUCCGCCAGAUCUAGCGUUGCUGAAUACAUUUCCAAAAGAGAUGGUUAUCCUGCCAGCAAGGACGAUAUCUUCUUGACCAACGGGGCUUCUGCUGCCGUCGAAUAUAUCCUUGAAACCUGCUUGUCCGGGGAAAAAUCCGGGGUGUUGAUUCCAAUUCCUCAAUACCCAUUAUACACCGCGUUGAUCAGUCUUUUAGGAGCUACUGCCAUGCCAUACUACCUUAAAGAACAAAGUGGGUGGUCGAUUGACGCUACCGAAGUCGAAAAAUCCGUGGUGGAAAAAUUGGCUAACGGUGUCAAGACCAAGAUCCUCGUGCUUAUUAACCCAGGUAACCCAACCGGGGCGAUCUUGAGCGAAGAAGCCAUUGGUGAAUUGUUGACCAUCGCCGCUAAAUACGGGAUCGUGGUGAUUGCCGACGAAGUGUACCAAGAAAAUGUUUACGAAGGGAAGUUUAUCAGUACCAGAAAAGUCCUUAAGAACUUGCAAGCCCAAGACCCAACUUUCUACGGUAAUGUCCAAUUAGCAUCAUUGCACUCGACUUCCAAGGGGGUUUCUGGGGAAUGUGGUCAAAGAGCAGGGUACAUGGAACUUAUUGGGUUCAGUGAUGAAGUCAGAGCCAUUUUCGUGAAAAUGGUCUCGAUUAACUUGUGUUCUGUGGUCACCGGGCAAGCAGUGAUGGAAAUGAUGGUCAACCCUCCAAGUGUUGGCGAUGCCAGUUACGAACUUGACCAACAACAACGUGGUGAUAUCUUCAAAGCUUUACAAGACAGAUCCAAGUACAUGACCGAUGCUUUCAACAAGAUGAACGGUAUUGAAUGUCAAAAGGCCGAAGGGGCCAUGUAUUUGUUCCCAAGAAUCCACUUGCCUGAGAAAUUCGUUGCCCAAGCUCAAGAAAAGGGGGUUCAACCAGAUGAAUUGUACUGUUUGGAACUAUUGGAAAACACCGGGAUCUGUACCGUGCCAGGUUCAGGGUUUGGUCAAGUUGAAGGAACUUACCACUGUAGAACCACUUUCUUGCCACCAGGGGUUGAAUGGAUCAAUGCUUGGGAAAAAUUCCAUAACGAAUUCAUGAGUGAAUAUCAAUGA
Molecule: messenger RNA, 1452 nt
Organism: Saccharomycopsis crataegensis
Lineage: Eukaryota; Fungi; Ascomycota; Saccharomycetes; Ascoideales; Saccharomycopsidaceae
Product: alanine transaminase
Exons: 1
Coding region: 1-1452 (483 amino acids)
Biological process (GO): biosynthetic process
Molecular function (GO): L-alanine:2-oxoglutarate transaminase activity; pyridoxal phosphate binding
Source: RefSeq, a predicted model, not a curated record